Molecule: messenger RNA, 1167 nt
Organism: Meleagris gallopavo (turkey)
Lineage: Eukaryota; Metazoa; Chordata; Aves; Galliformes; Phasianidae
Gene: MRPS35
Product: mitochondrial ribosomal protein S35
Biological process (GO): mitochondrial translation
Cellular component (GO): mitochondrial small ribosomal subunit
Molecular function (GO): structural constituent of ribosome
Source: RefSeq, a predicted model, not a curated record
UUUUAGUUAGGAGAAUUUAUCCCUGAAUAAAUUUUCAUGUAUGUUCCUGCUUGAUAUCACAAAUCAGUACGUCUCCCAUCUAACUUGUACAAUCUUCAAUUUGUUAGCAUAUACCUCCCAGAACUGAGAGGAUGGCUGUUGACCAGGACUGGAGCAGUGUUUAUCCAACAGCAGCUGCAUUUAAACCUGCAUCUGUGCCUCUCCCAAUUCGAAUGGGCUACCCAGUGAAGGGAGGAGUACCUCCACCAAAAGAAGGCAACUUAGAGCUUAUAAAGAUUCCCAAUUUUUUACAUCUUACUCCUCCUGCAAUUAAGAAACACUGUGCAGCUCUCAGAGAUUUCUGCACUGAAUGGCCAAGUGCUUUGGACAGUGAUGAGAAAUGCGAACAACAUUUUCCUAUUGAAAUUGAGACAGUGGAUUAUGUUUCUGCAGGUACAUCUAUUCGUAAUCCCAAAGCAAGAAUAGUGACUUUAAGAGUUAAACUUUCUAACCUGAAUUUGGAUGACCAUGCAAAGAAGAAGCUCAUUAAACUUGUAGGAGCGCGGUACUGCAAGGAUACAGAUGUACUCACUAUUAUAAUAGACAGAUGUCCACUAAGAAGACAGAACUAUGAUUAUGGAAUACAUCUCCUCACAGUUCUGUACCAUGAAUCUUGGAAAACUGAGGCAUGGGAGAGUGAGAAGACUGAGGAAGACAUGGAAGAGUAUAUUUGGGAAAACAGCUCCUCUCAGAGAAAUGCCCUGGAUACUCUACUUCAAAUAAAAGCCACGGAGAAUGUCAGUAAUGUAACUAAGGAAGAUCUUCUUGCAUCUGAAGUAGUUAGAAAUUACAGAAACUCUGUAAUUGCACUUAAAAAUGAAGGUGAAACAGAAAGUAACAUAUCUCAGUAUAAGGAAUCUGUGAAAAAAUUAUUAAAUAUACAAGCAUUACCAUGAAUGAUUCUGCAGGCACAUUUAGUUAUUACAGAACUACUAAAUUAUAAUAUGUUGAUAUUACUGUAUGAUAUGGAUUCAGAACUUUAACCAAAACUAUGAAACUUGUUGAUGAGUUAGUCUUGAAAGUAGUUAGAUUUUAUUUUUUUUGUUCUUUUUUUUUUUAGAUUUUCUUGUAAACAUAACUUUGCUGUCUAGGAAUCUUGUUUUUGAAUAAAGUAUGCCUUGAGUCAUA